AUGACGUGGCACCCUUACCACAAGCACAAAUACAGUCAGCAAACAGGUCCCAUGACCGCGUUGCAAGAGCAGCCCCACCCCGGACACCCCGUGGCCGCGGAACCGGCCGUUCCCGCGUUCCCAAUACGGGGAUCCAAAAUGGGAACGAUCGGAGAGCGUCACACUGUUCCCACACUUCCCCGCCACCAUGCGGUCCGCCACGUCGGUCUAAUCAGAGUAUUUUUCAGCAAUUACGCAGUGAACAAGCAGCAAUCUGUGAUCUUCUUCCUCUUAUUUGCAUUUCGUGGAACUGGCGUAGCACUUACGAUGGCAUUUAACGCAAUGGUUGCAACCUCCAGCGCCUCCAGCGCCUCCGCCGUCGCUUUCGUGGUGCCCUCCUACGACCCGGAGUGUUGCAAGACUUCCACGUUUGGAGCCAUGUGCUUGUCACCUGUGGCUUUGAGAUCUGGAACAGUUAAGGCCAAUGCCACAAUUCGUGCCAGCGCUGCGGAGGUAACUCCAAUCUCCUCAUGCAUUGCAUUGCAGCUUGGUUUUGAUGGUGCUCGUAGGAGUUUUUACAUAGGCAGUCAGGCAAGCCAUGGUUGGAAUUCUGGCCGCAGGUGCAAUAAUGGUAUCUGGAGUGCCUGCGUUGCUUUGACUGGUCCUGGUGGCGAUGGUGCUGCUACUACCGCCAAGGAGGCCGAUGUCCUUCUCGACCGCGCAGAUAAUUUGACCAAGAACGAUUCCCCUCAGAGAUUUGGAGGCGGGUUGAAGAAUGCAGGAUCAACAGCCAAGCAAGCCGGUUCUGCAGCCUCAUCGAACGUAGAGGACAUUGCAGACGCAGCAGUGAAGAGUGCCAGGGACAACCUGAACAGGGCCAAGGCAAGCUUCGGUGACCUUAUGGGGAAGGGCAAUAGCAAGGUGAGGGGCAAGAUUAGCGAUGCCUCCACCAGCACUUCCAACCAGACCUUCCAAUUAGGUGAUGCGUCCAUCGUCGUGAAUGUCGCCAAGAUGAAUGCAUCGACUGCUGUGGACAAUGCCAAGGAUGCCCUCAGCGUAUUAGGCGACAAACUAACUGGGAAUGACGCCAACAAUGAAGCCUCCAAUGUACAGAGCAAGGCCAGCAGCGCAAUCAGUGGUGCCAAGAGCAACCUUCCCUCUAUUCCUUUCUCUUCCCGAGAAGAAGGCCGGCCAGAAGUUUUAGAUGCGUGCAGAGCUCUUAAAACAUAGCAGUGUAAUCUACUCAAAAUGUACACAUGAAUUGUUGCAGGAUGAAGAUUAUUAGCCUUUCCACCCCCGUGUAGGUAAAAGGAUUUACUUCAAGUCCUCAAUGUCUAAAGUAUGUACAAUUACGAACAGGAUAUGGGUAUUUUUUUAUUUUUUUAUUUUUUAAUUCUUUAUCAAGCAGAUUUUGUUUUGGGA
Molecule: messenger RNA, 1401 nt
Organism: Physcomitrium patens
Lineage: Eukaryota; Viridiplantae; Streptophyta; Bryopsida; Funariales; Funariaceae
Source: RefSeq, a predicted model, not a curated record